AAAAAGCCAGUGAACCCAGUCCACUUUGACCGAGAUAUAGCUGGAGGUGUGAUUUUUGACCGGGUCAGCCGGCUAACAGCCUGCAUCAGCCGGGGGAGGACCAGCGCGAUCUGGCUGCAGCGAGCAGCACUUGGCUUCCAGUGAUAUGUGCACUUGACUUUAGACAGACUUGAUCCAGCAGCAGCAGCAAACAUGUCUCGUAUCGUCGCCCGUCUCUUCGUAGUUGUUUCUCAGCACGCGACAGCCAGAUCCGUGGUGUUACCGAGGAGGAUCCCAGUAUUCAUCCGCCCUGUAUCCACAUCUCAAGGCGUGCAGUCUCUCACCCGUUAUGAUGAGACUACAGACUGGCAAAAGAAACUGACCCCAGAACAGUAUGUAGUCACCAGAGAGAGAGGGACUGAGGUGCCCUUUAGUGGGAUCUACCUCAACCAUUCAGAAGUGGGGAUGUACCACUGUGUCUGCUGUGAUGCUCCACUUUUCAGUUCAGAGGCUAAGUAUGACUCAGGGACAGGCUGGCCAGCAUUCAAAGAGGCUCAUGGGACAUGGGAGCGGGAUGAAAGCCAUGCCUCCAUCAUUCGUCGCCCAGACAACAGCCUGGGCAGUGCAGGGACAGAGGUCCUUUGUAAAAAUUGUGAUGCCCACCUGGGUCAUGUGUUUGAUGACGGACCGGACCCAACAGGUCAGCGGUUCUGUGUCAACAGUGUGGCCCUCACGUUUAAACUCAGAGGAAACAACAAACCUGACAAGCCUGAGGAAAACUGAUGCAAUACAUGGGCUUGCCUAAACCACUGAAAACACACUUACUGUAUGUUUCAUUGCAGGCCAGUCCUUUGGAAGCAAAAUGAAGGUCCAGAGUCAGAGCAUUCAUUCUAGGGUUUUGACCUAUACAGGUCUGGAAGUGAGAGGCUUUGUGUGGCACAUAGUGUUUUAAUGUUUGAAUUUAGGUGGAAAUGAACUUUCUGUGGUUUUUAUUAAACUUAAAGAAACUGAAUCGAGCUCAGUCUCUUGAUCAGAAACUUUGGAUAAAAGCACUGGAGAGAAGUCUAUAAAUCUGCCAAACAUGCAUUACAUGAGCACACAAACCCAAACUCAAACUGUUGGUACAGCUCCUUCAGUCACCUCAGUCACUUAAUGAAAAACACACUUCCCAACCCAGUUUGAGUGUUUUCUAAUUUUUGUUGAGGAAUUUGUUGAAAUUUUGUCUUAAUGAAUGUUAACUGAUUGAUGUUUGUCCCUAAGUGUAGUUUGGAUGAGUAACUUGACAUAGUGGCUAACCCAUUGAUGUUUGAUUAUGUUAUCAUGUCUGAAAAAUGUCAAAAUAUUCUGUCUGGAUUAAGAAGACCUCUUUUUCUGUAGAGAUUGCAAAACACAGGAAGUUAUGACAUUGCUGAUUCAUGUGUUUUUCAGUCUGGUGCCAUGAGAUCAAAUUGACUUGUCUGUUAGGAAUCAUGCAAACUUGACUGAUAAUUUGUCAAUAAAUUCACAUUUUGUUUGA
Siniperca chuatsi (mandarin fish) is the source of this 1495-nucleotide messenger RNA. RefSeq names its product methionine sulfoxide reductase B2 (gene msrb2). The record is from RefSeq and is a predicted model, not a curated record. Gene Ontology annotation, biological process: response to oxidative stress; protein repair. The transcript is spliced from 5 exons. Gene Ontology annotation, molecular function: peptide-methionine (R)-S-oxide reductase activity. Gene Ontology annotation, cellular component: cytoplasm. Lineage: Eukaryota; Metazoa; Chordata; Actinopteri; Centrarchiformes; Sinipercidae. The coding region runs from base 193 to 762 and encodes 189 amino acids.